Messenger RNA from Lemur catta (Ring-tailed lemur), 1900 nucleotides. RefSeq names its product splA/ryanodine receptor domain and SOCS box containing 1 (gene SPSB1). Gene Ontology annotation, cellular component: SCF ubiquitin ligase complex. Gene Ontology annotation, molecular function: protein binding. The record is from RefSeq and is a predicted model, not a curated record. Gene Ontology annotation, biological process: proteasome-mediated ubiquitin-dependent protein catabolic process. The coding region runs from base 472 to 1293 and encodes 273 amino acids. The transcript is spliced from 3 exons. Lineage: Eukaryota; Metazoa; Chordata; Mammalia; Primates; Lemuridae.
UGUGGGGGGAGGACUUUCUGAUGGAGGGAGGCUCAGGUGGGCAGAGGAGUGGGCACGGGAGGGUACCCGGGAGGGGCAGUUCCAGCUUGCCCACUGCCGGUUUUGGUGGCCUGCCCUUAACAGGAGCUCGGUGGAGGCUGAAUGACCGAGGGGAGUCAUUGGAGAGGCUAGAAGGCUGCAGAUCCUGAACCUUUGCUUCCCUUCAACAGUGACCAAAUCACUUCUAAGUGCAGGAGUGACCGAGACAACUGGAAAGUGCCCCAAAUGCCCCUUGACAUUUCGGCAUCUCUGCUGGGCCAGGAGUAGAUCUGGCCAUGUGCUGGCAAUCCCGAACGCUCCACAACUCACGGAGUUCUCCUACCAACCCUCCUUAGGAAUUCCGUCUGGCCCUGGUUAGAAAAUCAGAGACGCGGCCCCGAGAUUGAUGAGUUUGCCUGGGGGGGUCAGUGAGGAGCUGAAACCAAGGCGAACAUGGGUCAGAAGGUCACCGGAGGGAUCAAGACCGUGGACAUGAGAGACCCCACGUACCGGCCGCUGAAGCAGGAGCUCCAGGGACUGGACUACUGCAAGCCCACGCGGCUGGACCUGCUGCUGGACAUGCCCCCCGUGUCCUACGACGUGCAGCUGCUGCACUCGUGGAACAACAACGACCGCUCGCUCAACGUCUUUGUGAAGGAGGACGACAAGCUGAUCUUUCACCGGCAUCCCGUGGCCCAGAGCACAGACGCAAUCAGGGGCAAAGUUGGGUACACGCGAGGGCUGCACGUGUGGCAGAUCACGUGGGCCAUGAGGCAGCGGGGCACACACGCUGUGGUGGGAGUGGCGACGGCAGACGCUCCCUUGCACUCCGUGGGGUACACGACCCUCGUGGGGAACAACCACGAGUCCUGGGGCUGGGACUUGGGGCGCAACCGGCUCUACCAUGAUGGCAAGAACCAGCCAAGUAAAACGUACCCGGCCUUUCUGGAGCCGGACGAGACGUUCAUCGUCCCCGACUCCUUCCUGGUGGCCCUGGACAUGGACGACGGGACCCUGAGCUUCAUUGUGGAUGGACAGUACAUGGGAGUGGCUUUUCGGGGACUCAAGGGCAAAAAACUGUAUCCCGUAGUGAGUGCCGUCUGGGGCCACUGUGAGAUCCGCAUGCGCUACUUGAACGGACUCGAUCCUGAGCCGCUGCCGCUCAUGGAUCUCUGCCGCCGCUCCGUGCGCCUGGCCCUGGGGAAGGAGCGGCUGGGGGAGAUCCACACGCUGCCGCUGCCUGCCUCCCUCAAGGCCUACCUCCUCUACCAGUGACGCGCUCCCCGGGACCGCCAGCGCGACAGCCACCUGGUGCCAACUCACUGAGCCGCCCGCCGCAGGGGCCGCCGCACCCCACGCCUUGGACCAGCGUCCGCAGCCAUGGACAGAAGUCCCUGCUCUUCCCUUCGCCCUCCCUGGCUGCCUCCACCAGACAAGGACCUACUGCAACACAGGCUCCUCUUUCCCUCUCCGGACACUGGCGGAAGGCAGCGUCCCUGCAUGCCGUAAACAGCCCCUCCUCGACGAGAGACACAGAGGACAAACCCCUGCCAAAGGCCUACACUGAGCUCCGACCUGCUCUCAGAGUGGGAUGUGCGCUGCAGCCACCCGGGGGUCCCGGGGUAGGGCCACCACUCCGAGCGCAGAGACCAGGAGUGCUAAGAGGUGCUUAGACAAGGGCUGGCGCCAGGCCACAGGUGCCCAGCCCAGCGGGGCCAUGCCGCGGCAGAUGAAGCUCAGGACAUCAAACACUCACCACGGACACCAAGGCAGAAACCAAGAUUGGACCCUCCGCAGGCAAAAGCACCCAGCAUCAAUCCCAGCUGCCGGUGCCCUGUACCCUGUAUUUAUUCUUUUAACAAUAACAAAAGCCAUUUAUUUA